CCCAUCUUCAUACCAUGUCAUUCCCUCAGCCUACCGACCCAGCUCCGAACGGGUACAUCCCCAACCCCUAUACCGCCCUCCUCGAGAUCGCCCUCGCAAAAGUGCAGACCGAGACGACCUCCUCUUCAGGCUGGUCAACCAUCGGCACCCAGGAAGACGUCCUUCUAGAGAAGAAAUACACUGAUUCGGGAUUACCCAUUGUACGUGGGAAGGGUGUUGUGCAAGGCACACUGCCGAGGGAGAUGUUGCAGGCGAUCGCCCUCCCUGGGUGCAGGGAACGCUGGGACGCGCGUUUUGAGACGGGGUUCUCGCUCGAGAAGUACGCGCAGAGCGAGGGCAAGUUUUACACUGGACAAAAAGGAACAUGGCCCGUCUCUGGGAGGGACAUUGUUGGGGCCCAAGCGACUAAGUUCGCAGACGACGGCAGCUGGGUACAGAACGUUCAGACCUCCGUGCCGGAUACCGACCAGACGCCUCCCGUGAACGGGAAGGUUCGCGCAACGCUGGACUUUGCGGGUUGGACGCUCAUGCGUAACGGGGACGACACAGAGGUGACCUACGUUGUGCACAUCAACUUGAACGGUAGUAUCCCUGCCUGGAUCCAGGACCGCAUCGCGACCGAGAUCCCGCUGUGUGUUGCCAAAGCACGGGACUUCUAUCUCGCUGCAGGGGCUCCCCCGCUCGUCUCCACACUCAAGAAAACGGAGCUGUGUCAGGAAACCUUCACCUUUGACAAGAAAGAAUGGCAGGCGGUUUUUUUGAGCAAGGGGGAUGAGGAGUUCAACAUCGCUGUGGACGAGAAACGGAUGUUCCGAGAUGGAUGGGAGGCAAGAUUAGAGGGAGACGAAGCGGGGAACGUCCAGCUGAUCAAGAGGCAAGGCGAGCUGGUGGUGAAAGUCGCCCCAGAGGCAAGUGGGAAGAAGUUUGAGCUGGUCGUUGGACCCGCGUCUGCGGUGUGAGGACGCCUUGUGCAAGGGGCAUAGGACUCAAGUGAUUGUCAGACUAGAAGGCAAAGUGUCCCGCUAUCAAACUGAAACACAUGCGUCACGUGAUCACACUUCCGUCUUCCGCGUCAUCACCACAUUGUUUUGGCGCGGCCGGGCUGUCAAAAAAUUGUCUGGUGCCGGAUCCUGCGCCGUGCUGGAAUGGACUAUCCGAACGCGACCCAGCCGCUAAGGGUUCGACAUUGUGGGUGAACCCAAGGCGUUGUCGAAGGCCAUUUGAAACAGUCAGUCCAUUUGAAACAGUCAGUCGUUUGAAAAAAUUCAGUCAUGGACCGAAUCUUCGGCAAUGACCGAGUCGGUCAAGUCCCGCACGCAGUCCUUAUGCGACGCGACUGUGGCAGUUACGAACGACGUAUUGGGCCGAGCUUCCAACGGCAGUUUACUCGAUACCAACAACCCUCCUCCCUCAAACUCAUGCUGCACCGCUACUUGUAUACAAAACUCGUCAGCUACCCCAAAUUGGUGCCAGAAUAACAGGGACCAAGUUAAUUAUAAAAUCAAGACCACUCGAAAUCAUCGCGAAAUCGUUGUGGUUGGCCUCCUGGACGCGGCGGGUGGAUUUCUUGUCGAUUUAGUUCAGUUGGCACAACA
This is a messenger RNA of Dacryopinax primogenitus, 1595 nucleotides long. RefSeq names its product Bet v1-like protein. The record is from RefSeq and is a predicted model, not a curated record. Gene Ontology annotation, molecular function: lipid binding. The coding region runs from base 15 to 959 and encodes 314 amino acids. Lineage: Eukaryota; Fungi; Basidiomycota; Dacrymycetes; Dacrymycetales; Dacrymycetaceae. The transcript has 4 exons.